UAAAAUAAAAAAAAAAACUUGCUGGACUAUUUUCUCGUCCCCGGGAACCGCGGCUUUAUGUUGUGGCAUAAGAUGCGUCUCGACUUUGCUUGGAUCCAACCACUUUAGAGGAUGGAGGUUGAAAAACAUUCAAUUAGGGACAAUAACCAGUAAGAGUCUCUGGCGCUAUGGAUCUGUCUCCAUUCAAGUUGGACAUUGAUGAGCUUAUAAAUGAAUUUGUUGAGGGUGAGUUUACAACUUUGGCUGAUAUGAAAAGAGUAUGGCUUUCCAGGAAGUUUACCUACAUCUUUGAGGCUAGUCCUCCUACCAAAUUGGCCUUCUUUAUGCAGUCGUUGUAUGCUCAUACAAUUGGUCACAUGAUUAGCACUUCUUCUUUAUCACAAAGGCUAGGAGGCCUGUAUUGCCUUUACUGUCUUUACGAGACUCAACCAUUCAAGCCUCCUUUCAAAAUCUACUUCUCUCUUGGAGAGUUGAAGAAACUCAAGACCCUUGUUAUAAAUGCAAAAGAACAUGGAAUAAAAGUAGUACCUGCUUUGGUCAAAAGGAUGCUAGAAAAGAACAUGUUUCUCUUUGGGUUUGUGGACUUACAUGAAGGUUCUGUUAGUGAGACAGUGAACCAACUCACAGAAUUGCAAGACGCUCGUGUGCAAGUUGCAUAUAAGAAGUUAUUUGAUGAUACUCGGAUUGAGCAGUUCCUCCAUAUGGACAUGGGUAUGGAAUUUGAUUUAGAGAUGCUCAAGAAAAUGUCAACAGAAUAUGCAGAGGCGAAGAAACAUGCCAUCAGAGAAGCAAACAAGGCAGUAGAUGUCCAAAACAUACAGCAUAUAUCAGAUGAUAGGGAAUUUAUUGGAGAUGAAGUUGAGAGGAUCACAGAGAACUGGAAUGUCCAAAGGCAAGUGUUUUAUCAGCAAACAGGACUGAAUCAACGUCAUGCUCAAAAAGAUGAGCAACAACAUCAACCACAGCACAAAAAACAUGAACAGCAAGAUGAUGAUUUUGGUGAUGAAUUUAGUCAUCAACUGGAACUGCAACUAAUUGAAGAAGAACAGCUACAACAAAAAGAAGAGGAUGAUGAAUCUAAUCAUGAAUUGGAGCUGUAACUUUCUGUAAAACAGCCCUAAUAAUAUAGAAACAAAAUGGUGAGGAAUUAUGCUACAAAAACCAGGACAAAUAGGAAUCCCAUGGUUUAGGACAUAAUUAUCUAGCAAGGUGAUCAUUCCAAUCGAGGAUGCCGCGGAAUUUUGUGAUUAGACUGCUGCAAUUCUAACCUCCCUUCAAGACCAUCCCCAGGACCUUUUUCAGUUUAUGGAAGAGAAAGCUGAUGGGUUUUCUGGAUAGGUUUUUCAAGUUACUGAAUUUAUUAUCAGAACACAAAAAGGAUAUCUAUGUAGAAAACGUUUGUCAGUAUAUGUUGAGAAUGGCAUCUUGAAACAAUUGGAGUCA
Populus nigra (black poplar) is the source of this 1443-nucleotide messenger RNA. RefSeq lists its product as uncharacterized. Bases 168 to 1100 code for a protein of 310 amino acids. NCBI's taxonomy places the organism in Eukaryota, Viridiplantae, Streptophyta, Magnoliopsida, Malpighiales, Salicaceae. The transcript is spliced from 8 exons. Gene Ontology annotation, cellular component: snRNA-activating protein complex. Gene Ontology annotation, biological process: snRNA transcription by RNA polymerase III; snRNA transcription by RNA polymerase II. Gene Ontology annotation, molecular function: sequence-specific DNA binding. The record is from RefSeq and is a predicted model, not a curated record.